Penicillium samsonianum is the source of this 972-nucleotide messenger RNA. RefSeq names its product WD40 repeat domain-containing protein. The record is from RefSeq and is a predicted model, not a curated record. Lineage: Eukaryota; Fungi; Ascomycota; Eurotiomycetes; Eurotiales; Aspergillaceae. Gene Ontology annotation, molecular function: protein binding. The transcript has 5 exons. Gene Ontology annotation, biological process: mRNA splicing, via spliceosome. The coding region runs from base 1 to 972 and encodes 323 amino acids. Gene Ontology annotation, cellular component: catalytic step 2 spliceosome.
AUGCCCCGGACAAUAUUCCCAACCAGGCAUAUCCACACUCUAAAAACACACAAUGGUCCCGUCAACGCGGUAACCUUCUCAAGCUCCGGCGGCACCUACGUCCUCACAGGCUCCUCAGACCGAGCAGUCCACCUCUCGCGCGCAGUUCCCAACAACGCCUCCAAUAGCCCGAUCGCAGUCGAGACCACAACCCCUAUCCAAAAAUACGAAGCGCAUGGCUACUCCGUCCUGGACAUCGCCGUCGCAGCCGACAACGCGCGCUUCGCCAGCGUAGGAGGCGAUCGCCAAGUCUUCCUCUGGGAUGUCGAGCAAGGCAUCACGACCAAACGAUGGUCGGGCCACAACAGCCGAGUCGAAGCCGUGCAAUUUGCCGGCGAUGGCGACUCAGUCGUAGUAACCGGCAGCGCAGACACAACAAUAAACCUCUGGGACACCCGCUCCACAAGCUACAAACCCAUCCAAACCCUCACAGAAGCAACUGACACAGUCUCAACACUACACGUGCACAUGGGAAGCUACUCGAUAGCAAGCGGGAGCUACGACGGCCACGCACGGAUCUACGAUGUGCGCACCGGAAAGACGACCGUCGACGUCCUCGCGCACCCGGUAACGAGCGUGCGCUGCUCGAGCGACGGGAAUGCGCUGCUGGCUUCGACGCUGGAUGGGUAUAUCCGCUUGCUGGACCGGAUGGAUGGGAAGGUUCUUAAUGCGUUUGGGGGGAGGAGACAGUGUCGGGUGGGAUUGGGAAGCCGCGGCAUUCGUAUCGGAAUGCGGAGCUGCGGGAGGGGAUUGCGGGUGGAGGGGGGCCCAGCUGGCGCUGCGGCAUUUGCGUGGGAUGUUGUUAAAGGGGAGGUUAUUGCUACUGUGCCUGUUGGGGAGAAGGUUAAGGCUGUUAGUUGUGUGUCGUGGAAUGAGGGUGUGGGGGAUUGGGCUGCUGGGUGCUCUGAUGGUACCGUCAGAGUCUACGGAUGA